AUGAAUUUUAAGAAUGCUUAUGACUAUUUACUUAAUUUUCAAUCUCAAACUAGUCGAAACACAUCAAGAAUUUAGAGUAGUGAGGAUAGUUAAUUUUUAUCUGGCUAAAAGUCUUGCCAAAAGAAUAGUGAAUAAAAAUAUAGAGUUGACAAUUCUAAGUAGAGCAGUAGAAACUUAUUUGAAUCUAAGAGUGAAGUUAAAAUUAAUCUUGGGGAAAAUCCAUUUGAUUUAGCUUCAUCAAUAAAUUACUAAAAUUUAUAGUAAUCAAAGCAAAAUUAUAUCAAUUAACAAGGAUUAUAAUUAUUGUAAGAAUCAAAUAGAAUGGAUGAUUAAUAUGAAAUUAAAAUAAGAACUAAUGGGCCUGUAAAAGAGGAUAUCAUGAGCUUCUUAUAACUAUUAGGACAAGUAGAAAUCCGCAAAAUUGAAAAUACCUAGGACAGAGAUUUUAAUUACAGACAGACCAAAAGUUUUCAUCAAUAACAUUGA
Messenger RNA from Paramecium tetraurelia, 486 nucleotides. RefSeq lists its product as uncharacterized. The transcript has a single exon. Lineage: Eukaryota; Ciliophora; Oligohymenophorea; Peniculida; Parameciidae. The record is from RefSeq and is a predicted model, not a curated record.